Messenger RNA from Bactrocera tryoni, 2548 nucleotides. RefSeq names its product homeobox protein Mohawk. The coding region runs from base 469 to 1884 and encodes 471 amino acids. The record is from RefSeq and is a predicted model, not a curated record. Gene Ontology annotation, biological process: regulation of transcription by RNA polymerase II. The transcript is spliced from 9 exons. Gene Ontology annotation, molecular function: DNA-binding transcription factor activity, RNA polymerase II-specific; RNA polymerase II cis-regulatory region sequence-specific DNA binding. NCBI's taxonomy places the organism in Eukaryota, Metazoa, Arthropoda, Insecta, Diptera, Tephritidae.
GUGUAAAACGUCAUGGAGAACAAUAGAUGACAAAUGUCAAACGCGUGCUUCAUAUUUCGUGGCGUUCAAGUUUAUUGAAGGAAAAAAGUUUGAAGUUUAAUUAGUCAAAAAUCGCAGUAGAAAUUGACGUUUUGUGGAUUUUGUAUACAAAUGCAUGUCAAAAGCCACUGGAGCCGGCAAACUACUGUAUGAUAAAAACGCAAGUCUAGAGCUAUCUAGGAAAACUAUAGGAAGCAUCCAAGCAACUGCUGACUUGUGAUCCCUAAGGCAACUUUGUUAAAAAAUUGAUUUUAGAAAAACGCUUUAAUCGUAUUUAGGCGACAAAAUCACUUGAACACUUAUAUAUCAAAUAGUUACACGUUGGGCUGCUCCAACAUACGUUAGUAAGAAGAUUGCUAAUAUAAAUGAUUCUGUAGCAUUGAUCGUGCGAGUUAUAAGAGGAAACAGUCACUAUUUCAAAGAUUCAAAAUGCUCUCACCGGACACACUGCAUCACGAAGAAGUCAAUUUGGCGUUAGACCGACAAGUACGCCAAGACAUACAGGAUAUGGCGCAAGAGGCGCAAAUACAAGCGCAGAUUAUAGCGCACGAAGCGCGAGAUCGAUUUCAAUCUACAUCGAGCGUCGAGGAAGAUGGUCAAGAAGAUAUUGAGCAUGACGGUGUCACCGUUUUGGGUGUUGUUGAAGCCGAUGAUGAUGAUGACGUACAUCAUCAUGAAAGCAUUGUUGAAGAGGAUUUGACCGAACACGAUUUGUCUGAUAUGCAAGAUGUCAAAGAUUUCAAGGAUAUGUUAAUGGAAUCCAAUGAUGGCAAUGCGGACAAUUCUUUAAUGCGCAAGCGACGCGGCAACCUGCCAAAACAAUCUGUUAAGAUCUUAAAACGUUGGUUGUAUGAACAUCGCUACAAUGCAUACCCUAGCGAUGCAGAAAAAUUUACACUAUCACAAGAAGCUAAUUUGACAGUUCUGCAGGUUUGCAAUUGGUUUAUCAACGCCCGAAGACGUAUAUUGCCCGAAAUGAUACGACGUGAGGGUAAUGACCCCUUACACUUCACCAUUUCAAGGCGCGGUAAAAAAUUGAACUCAUCAAUAAACUCAUCAAAUAGUUUAAGUGCAAGUGGAAUUGUACCAAAUCCUAUUACCGGCAGUCCAGCAUCCGAAGUGAUCGUUGGCGCGACGGAGGAAGUUGAGGGUGAUGAGGUGCAUGAUGGCGUCGCAAAUGUACUAACUGCGUUAGGACAUUUCGUACAAACGCCUGGCGGUCACAUGGUUAAAGUUGAACCAGACAUGGAGUACGAUGAUAGUGUAAUUUAUAGAUCGGAAGAUGACAGCGUCAACGAAUAUGAUUCGUGCGAGCCACAAAGUGAGGAGGAAGGCAAAUUUGAAAGCUCAGACGCUUGGCAAAGCGUUAUGAAGACUGUUUUCAGUACCGAGGAAGUAACGACCUCUAGUCCAACUGCAACGAAUAACACCUAUUGGACGACGGCAUCACAUCCGCACACGACGACGGCGCAAUCUGCAAUAGGUGUUACUGGCGCAACAACAACAGGCAACAAUGUGAUAGCGGCUGCCAAUGUGAAUGCGCUGGUCACCCCAAUCGAGUGUAAAGCUGAACCGGGCGUAACAGUGGGCGCCGAAGCAACGGUUGUCACAUCAGGCGUCUCAAAUGCGUCUAACAGUAAUAAUAAUAGCGCAAAUGCAACAAAUAACAAUACAAUUACAUCAACCGUACAGGUUAUACAUCCUGGCAGUCAUCUGGUGAAAGGUGUCAUCCGUGACGAUAAAGAUAAAUUUAAAUGUUUGUACCUGCUGGUGGAGACGGCAGUGGCCGUGCGCCAACGUGAGAAAGAGCAAGAAGACGAAGAUGUGCAUGUGCUGGGAAAUUAGUUAGGCGACCACCAAUAUCACGCAAUGAACAAUACAACAAAACGAAGAAAUUCAUACAUCCACGAACUGUUUGCAGUGAUGUGUCUUUUGUAUAGUGUCAAAAAUGUGAAAUUAAGCCUUGCUUUGCAACAGUUUUAUUUAUGCUAAAAUUUCUGAUAGCUCAUCGUUGUGUGAGCAAUAAUAACACUUCUAAGCACUAGUUAGUACCAUACAUAUAGCGCAAUAAUCGGUUACAUUUCAAAUAUUUUCUGCUUGCUGCUAAUGUUCAAUAUUUCUUAUAGCAUAUGUUAAUUAUAUUCGUUUUUUUCACUUUAAUUUCGCAACUACAAUAUUUGCAUUAAUUUGUCAAUGUUUUACAUGAAUUACAUUAAACGCGUAUUUAUCACUUCCUAAUAAUUAAGUGUUUUGUAUACUUGGUUGCAGAUGCUCAUAUAUCUACAGAUUAUCAAAUGAAAAUACGUCAAUUUGCCAAAUAGCUACUAAUAAUAAUAAAUUAUAUUGCUUUAACUUUAAACUUCCUCUAUUUUUUGCAAAAGUGCAUUAGGCAAAUUUACAACAAUUUCGAUAAUAAGGGAUUGUCGCAACAACUGAUUACGGUCUCUUCUGCGCGGUGCAGAAAAUGCUAGGAUUCUUUUUAUUUAUUUUUUUAAAUAUUCAAUACUUU